GUUUCAUAGCCAUGAUCAUGUGGUGGUAAUGGUGCUGCAGGUCGAGAUCUUUGUCGAGGAAACUGACAUGCGAGCUUGACCUGAUCUGAUCUGACACUGGCCAUGCCCAGUACUGUUAUUAUUUUUGUGAAAUAUCCAACGCCAGGUACAGUGAAAACUCGUCUCGCAAAGACCUCGGGAGAUGCAGCAGCCACAGAGUUUUAUCGCACCUGUGCUGAGCACGUUGUGCAGAUUGCCAGCAGGUAGCCUAGAAAUGCUCAGGCACAUUGCUCUGCUGUGACUCGCAUCCACUUUUGUCAAACAAUAAACAUAUGCUUGACAGGACUCCCAAUGCUGGAUGCAUCGUUGCAUGCCCACCAGUCAACGAUGGGUCUACCAGGGACUGUGGAGUCAAUGGAGUCCAGAAAUGGUUGAAUCCGAUAGCAGCGGUAAGGCUGGCAAAAGACGCUUCACAGCAUUGCUACAUUGGACUGUUUUUGCCAGCAUUGGGAGCUUCAUGUCUUGCAGGAAGCAACCGAAUUCGCAGAGCAAGCACAGGACAAAGAUCUGGGCGUGCGCAUGUACCAGGCCCUGCAUGGAGCACUCCAAGCAGGGUCCAGUAAGGCCGUCCUCAUUGGUUCCGAUAUCCCCGAUAUUCGUGAGAGCAUUUUGGAUGCAGCUUUUGCUGCUCUUGACAAUUGUGAGGGUAUUGCCUGGAGCACCUCCAAUGUGCUGAGCGAAAGCAUCUCUCAGGCUGCAUCAGUGGGGCUCAAUGUGGCGCCUUGCUCAACUCUACCCGUCUUGCGUGAUAUAGACACAAUUGAGGAUCUGCAAGAAUGGCUAGAUGGACUCCAUGAUCAGACGCAUCAAGUGCGGAAAAUCAGCGAAAAGAUUCUCGCUACCAGGACAGAUGUAUGACACCAGGCCCAUCUGGGAGCAUUUAUUUAUUUAUUUUGGCAGCAUAUGGCUUCUUUGCAAGUCACUGCAGCAGCCACCACCAGACUGGCAAACCACUUUGGGACUGCCGGCCCGGCCGAGAUGCCGCCUCAGAAUGGCGGCCGGCUGGUGGUGGCACUUUGAAUUUGCGGCCACAGCCAGCUGGAGCGGGUACUGCUGGCAGUUUUGCUUGGGCAUCUUGUUGUAAGUUUGUGUGUUUUUCCAAAUUAAUUUAGCAUUUUAUCCACUCUGACUAGACAUGCAAUGGUGCACUUGCAGUACUAAUUCUGCUGAGGUGGCACAUUAGUAAGUGACAAAGCCAAUGGUCCAGUCAUUGUAAUACUUUGCGAU
Coccomyxa subellipsoidea C-169 is the source of this 1266-nucleotide messenger RNA. RefSeq lists its product as hypothetical. The record is from RefSeq and is a predicted model, not a curated record. Lineage: Eukaryota; Viridiplantae; Chlorophyta; Trebouxiophyceae; Coccomyxaceae. The coding region runs from base 338 to 715 and encodes 125 amino acids. The transcript has 4 exons.